CUGCCCCAUGGGCACCCUGCCCUGCCAUGGUGUGGCCACCACGCUGUGACACAGCCACCCAGCCCUGUCAUGGUCACCCUGCCACCUGGAUCCUGGCACAGCCACUCCAGGGAUGUUUGUGCCAACCAAGGGCUGGCGAGGGACGGGGAUGAGGCUGCUCCCGUGCAUAGCCUGAGCCAGGGAGUGAGGACAAGGCACCUCUGCCAGGACAGGAACCAUCCGUCUGGGCAGGUUUUGAGGGUCAUGGCUGUGAACUGACCUCCAAACACUCCUGGAUGGAGCAAGGGAAGAGCCAAGAGAAGGCCAUGUCCUUACUGCACCAGGGUGGGCAGUGGAUGCCACAGGGAUGCCGCAGAGUCCCUGGGUAGGGGGACGGCAUCUCCGCAGCCUGACGGUCUCUGUGGUGCCACCAGGUCUCCCACCACUGCAGCCAUGGCAAACAAAGGCCCAGCCUAUGGCAUGAGCAGGGACGUGCAGUCCAAGAUCGAGAAGAAGUAUGACGAUGAGCUGGAGGACCGGCUGGUGGAGUGGAUCGUGGCACAGUGCGGGUCCACCGUGGGUCGCCCCGAGCGGGGCCGCCUGGGCUUCCAGGUCUGGCUGAAGAACGGCAUCGUGCUCAGCAGGCUGGUGAACAGCCUCUACCCCGACGGCUCCAAGCCCGUCAAGAUCCCCGACGCGCCGCCCACCAUGGUCUUCAAGCAGAUGGAGCAGAUUGCCCAGUUCCUGAAGGCGGCCGAGGACUACGGUGUGACCAAGACAGACAUGUUCCAGACCGUCGACCUCUUUGAAGCCAAGGACAUGGCGGCGGUGCAGAGGACGCUGAUGGCCCUGGGGAGCCUGGCGGUCACCAAGAACGACGGCAACUACCACGGGGACCCCAACUGGUUCAUGAAGAAGGCGCAGGAGCACAAGCGGGAGUUCACCGAGAGCCAGCUGAAGGAGGGCAAGAACAUCAUCGGGCUACAGAUGGGGACCAACAAGGGGGCGUCACAGGCGGGGAUGAGCUACGGCCGGCCCCGGCAGAUCAUCAGCUAGGCACCCCCCUGCCGCCCCCAGCCCUCCCCAGCCGGGACCUCCGUCUCCGCUUCCCCCCGGCCCAGCGCCGCAGCCGCCCGAGCGUCAGCGGCCGCCACCAGCCCCGCACCGAUUGGUAUUUAUUGAGGAGCAAACGCCCCCAAACGCCAGCCAACAACGCCCCAGCGCCAGCGGCCGCACGCGCCCCGCAGAGCCCCCCGCCCCGGGGCCGCAGCCCCGCGCCCAGCCCCGGGCAGCCUCUGCCCCCGGCCUCGCACCCCCGCCAGCCGGUCCUGCCCCCGCCGGCACCCACGGGUGUCCCACGGGUGGGAUGGGCACGUGCCCCGGCCCACGGGGCGGCCCCCCCUGCCCGCAGCCCCCCCCACGAGCCCCGCGCCACUGCCGCAGAGAUCCCUGCGAACGGGGAGACAAAGAGAACUGGGCCUCGGUUUUGUACUUGGUUUUUGUCGAAAUUAAAAGGUUAUAUUCAUCUA
Molecule: messenger RNA, 1508 nt
Organism: Myiozetetes cayanensis
Lineage: Eukaryota; Metazoa; Chordata; Aves; Passeriformes; Tyrannidae
Gene: TAGLN
Product: transgelin
Exons: 4
Coding region: 433-1035 (200 amino acids)
Molecular function (GO): protein binding
Source: RefSeq, a predicted model, not a curated record